Molecule: messenger RNA, 2305 nt
Organism: Arachis stenosperma
Lineage: Eukaryota; Viridiplantae; Streptophyta; Magnoliopsida; Fabales; Fabaceae
Product: magnesium transporter MRS2-1-like
Exons: 8
Coding region: 600-1931 (443 amino acids)
Biological process (GO): transmembrane transport; magnesium ion transport
Cellular component (GO): membrane
Molecular function (GO): magnesium ion transmembrane transporter activity
Source: RefSeq, a predicted model, not a curated record
CUUUCCCCUUCUAACCCUAAACACACAGACCGAACUCUCAAUCCGCUGCUGUUGCCUUCCUGCUUCGUGCCCUCGCACCUCCGUCAGCCUCCGACGCGUUCGCCUCUCUGAUGCGUCCACCUCUACUCUGUCGCGUCUGCCUUUGAUCCUCACGUGGGAUUCUUCCUCUCGUCGCGUCCAGCUACUCGCCGAGUUGCUGUCUCUCUCCGUCUCCCCUAUCUCUCCUUUGGGUUUGAGCGAAACAAUGCAAGGUCAUCAUGAUGAUCAUACAAAGGAAAUAGAUGGCUCAAAGAAAAAUUUGAAGACCAACAGCACACCAAAAGAAAGAACUAGCUCAAAAGAAAUCUCAGCUUGAAGCUUACUCAAGAAGCACUUGUGAAGAUAAUGUUUUUGUGUUAAAGCUUGUGUGUUUCAAUUGUUUGGGAGAGGAAAUAAUUGAUGACAACAAUGAUAGUAACAAAUGUUAGAAGAUACAAGUUUCUUUGAUUAUUACAUCCUAGAAGAGUCAAGAAUAUUUUGGUGUACUUGAACUUUUUAAAGUUCUCUGUUAUUGGAUUUAUAAUGCUAUAUAACACUAAUGAAACUCUCAGACCUUGAUAAUGGCAGAUCUCAAAGAGCGGCUACUUCCACCAAAACCUGCAUCAGCUUUAAAUGUAAGAGAGACUGCUAAUCGACCAUCUGCCUCUGGAAGGCUACCUUUUCAAGGUAUGGAUGUUCUUGGGCUAAAGAAGCGAGGUCAAGGUAUCCGAUCAUGGAUUCGUGUUGACACAUCUGGGAACUCCCAAGCAAUUGAAGUAGACAAGUUUACAAUGAUGCGACGUUGUGAUCUACCUGCUCGUGAUCUUCGCCUUCUUGAUCCUCUGUUUGUAUACCCCUCAACGAUCCUUGGUAGAGAAAAGGCUAUUGUUGUAAAUCUAGAGCAGAUACGGUGUAUUAUUACGGCAGAUGAGGUUCUUCUCUUGAAUUCCCUUGAUAGUUAUGUACUGCACUAUGUGAUGGAGCUACAACGACGGUUGACAACUGGGGUAGGUGAGGUCUGGCAGUCGGACGGUUCUGACAUGAGCCGAAGGAGGGGAAGUAGGACUUUUGAAAAUGUCAUUAGCAACACUUCCCCUGAUUAUUUGCCGUUUGAGUUUAGGGCUCUUGAAGUUGCCCUGGAAGCGGCAUGCACAUUUCUUGACUCUCAGGCAGCAGAGUUAGAAAUUGAGGCUUAUCCUUUGCUGGAUGAAUUAACAUCAAAGAUCAGUACUCUUAAUUUAGAACGUGUUCGUCGACUGAAAAGCAGACUUGUUGCACUGACUAGGAGGGUUCAAAAGGUGGUUAGAGAUGAAAUAGAGCAACUUAUGGAUGAUGAUGGUGAUAUGGCCGAAAUGUACCUUACGGAGAAGAAAAGACGGAUGGAGUUAUCAUUUUGUGGAGAUCAGUCGUUGGUUGGAUAUAGGUCUCUUGAUGGUGCAUCUAUUUCUGCCCCCGUUUCUCCUGUUUCAUCACCUCCUGAUUCUCGAAGGCUUGAAAAGAGUUUGAGCAUUGCUAGGAGUCGACAUGAGAGCUCGAGGAGCACUGAGAGUACCACCGAAAGUAUAGAAGAGCUUGAGAUGUUGCUAGAAGCAUACUUUGUUGUCAUUGACAGCACGCUAAACAAGUUGACAUCAUUGAAAGAGUACAUUGAUGAUACGGAAGAUUUUAUCAACAUUCAACUGGAUAACGUGCGUAAUCAGCUUAUCCAGUUUGAGCUUUUGCUCACAACUGCAACAUUUGUUGUUGCCAUCUUUGGUGUGGUGGCAGGAAUCUUUGGGAUGAAUUUUGAAAUCCCAUUAUUUGAUGAACCCACUGCAUUCCAUUGGGUCCUUAUAAUUACAGGAGUUUGUGGAGUCUGCAUAUUUUGUGCAUUUGUUUGGUUCUUCAAGUACAGAAGACUCAUGCCCCUGUAGACUGCAGCAGUAAGCGAAGCUAAGGUAGACCACCAUCUGAAGAAAGAUUAAGCAAUUGCCUCCUUGCCAUUAAUUUUAUGCCUUCAGCAUGAAAUGAUAGAAAUAAAAGGAAAGAGCUGCUCCUAAAAAGUGCAUUCUUUCAAUUCAAUUUUGCAUAAAAUUUUAGGCGAUCGGUAUGAUAUUUCAUUCAGCAAUGUCUGUAAUUUAAGACCGAGUAAAUAGUUGAAUUGUCAUAGCCAAACUUCUUGGUCUCGAAUUCACCAUAUAUAUGUCAGUCAAAUUUAAAUUUAAAUGUUGCGAAGAAAAGCUAGGUGAUGAAAUGGAGCUAGAGCUGUGACGUUGUAUAUAUGAAAUAAUAAUGAUUUUUUAUUUUA